This is a messenger RNA of Lytechinus variegatus (green sea urchin), 2622 nucleotides long. RefSeq names its product polypeptide N-acetylgalactosaminyltransferase 1-like. NCBI's taxonomy places the organism in Eukaryota, Metazoa, Echinodermata, Echinoidea, Temnopleuroida, Toxopneustidae. The record is from RefSeq and is a predicted model, not a curated record. Gene Ontology annotation, cellular component: Golgi apparatus. The transcript is spliced from 12 exons. The coding region runs from base 276 to 2537 and encodes 753 amino acids.
UCGCAGGUGUGCGCGGGAACCAGAAAACAUGACGUCACUCUCUCACACCGACGGUCGUCUGCUGAAGGCUGAUACGAUAUUAGAACGCCAAAGGUUCAAUAUAUUCAUCUUUUCAUUUCUGCAACGUGUCGCCACUGGCUGGAGCAGUGGCAUUUCCCUGGAUUUAACUAUGUCGCUGACGAGAUUUGACCAUACUCAAAUAUUAUUCUAAUGGAGGUUUUCAGAUCAUUCUGGUGCUCAAGUUAUCUUUAAAAGUGAUAGUAACCACCACCGCCAUGCCGCUGAGACUCAAAGGAAUAAAAGGCUCAUCGAGUCGGGUCUUCCUUGCCAUUCUCUACACAUCCAUCCUCUGGUUUGCUCUCGAUGUGCUCUUCCUUGUCAUGUAUUCCUCGCUGUCCGAGGACAACGAUCGUUCAACGCAUAAACUCCCCACAAACGACGGACACCAGCGAAACGCGCGGGGUGAGGAACCACUGUACGCGCUCUCAGGAGAAGCUGCGUUGGACAGUCAGCUUCGGAAGGACAUCGUGCGCCAUGCAAUCAAAACCCCAUCUGACGCGGAGAGAAUGUUGGGUGCGCGUGAGGGACAGGGGCAGCGGAAACCAAGCAGAUUCUCGUGGGGGAAAGACUUGAAAAAUAAACUCUUACAUUCCAAUACAUCAAAAGAACAUUUGCAGCUGAGUAAAGACGAUAAGGUCGGCGACUCCCUUGAAAAGAAACUCCUGGAAGUCAGAGGAGAGAUGCUAAAGGAGAUCGAAUCCCUUAAGAAAGAGCUGGACCAAGCUCGAAAACACGAAAAGGGGAGCAGCGAAAAGGUCCAGAAUGAGAGAUCAUCGAAAAAUGAAUUGAAACCCAAUGACAUCCGUCCAAAGUCAGACCAAAAUACCAGUAUUGAUAAUAAACGUAAUACCCAGAAGGACACGGAAAAAUCUAGAGAAGAAAAUAAUGUAGCGCAAAACAAAUUAGUAUCGACUGCUAAACCGGGCAAGCACCUUGUCCGCAAUAUCGAUGUCACCUCCAAACCGCGUGAUCCCUAUGGUCCCGGUGAAAAUGGCAUUGGGGUCAAGACCAAACCGGAAGAGAAGGAGAAGGUCAAGAUAGGUUGGGAGCAUGCGUACUUCAACGAGUACGUCAGUGACAUGAUCUCGGUGGAGCGGUCACUCCCGGACGUCAGGCCAGAUUUGUGCAAAACGAAGGAGUAUUCCAACGACCUCCCCAAGACCAGCGUCAUCAUCUGUUUCACGGAGGAGUCGUGGUCCACCCUCUUACGGACCGUCCAUAGCGUGCUCAAUCGAUCUCCGCCAGAGCUCAUCGCCGAGGUCCUCCUGGUCGAUGACUUCAGUCAAAGAGAAUACCUCAAGGAACCACUUGACAAGUACAUGAAGAGAUUUCCAAAGGUAAAGAUCGUUCGCCUCGGCCAGCGUGAAGGCCUGAUACGCGCCCGGAUAAUCGGGGCGGAGAUGGCCGAGGGACCGGUCCUAACCUUCCUCGACUCGCACGUCGAGUGCAACGUCGGCUGGCUCGAGCCGCUUUUACAGCGUAUCCACGACGACAAGACCAACGUAGUAUGCCCAUCCAUCGACGCCAUCGACGAAACCACGUUCGGCUAUUCGGACUCGGGACAAGGAAUCAUUGGUGCUUUUAAUUGGGAAAUGAGAUUCAUUUGGAAUGCCAUGCCCGAUUAUGAGGCGAGGAGGAGAGAGGACCAAUCAUGGCCAAUCAGAUCACCAGCGAUGGCGGGUGGUCUGUUCUCAAUCGAUAAGAGUUUCUUCUACAAUAUAGGCACCUACGACCCCGGCUUCGAUAUCUGGGGAGCUGAGAACCUCGAACUCUCCUUUAAGAUCUGGAUGUGUGGCGGCACCCUAGAAAUCCAUCCUUGUUCUCGCGUGGCGCAUAUAUUCAGGAAGAAACAGCCUUAUAAAUUCCCAGGAGGAAAUUUGAAAACAUACAAGCGUAACACCAUGCGCCUGGUGGAAGUGUGGGUGGACGAGCCGUAUAAGCAGAUCUUCUACUCCAACAGACCUGAGCUGAUCGGACAGGAGUACGGCGAUGUGUCCGAUCGAAUAACGCUACGCAAAGACCUCCAAUGCCACGACUUCAAGUGGUACCUGGACAACGUUUUUCCCGCCUUAAGAAUCCCGGAUACAAACGUGCGUGCAAGAGGAGAGGUCAAGAAUGCUUUAACCUUGAUGUGCCUUGAUUCCAUGGGAAAGGGGGUUCUGGGAAUGUUUCCUUGUCAUGGAGAAGGAAAUAACCAGCAUUUCACUUUAACGUGGGACGAUGCUUUGGAACAUAAAGGUCAAUGUCUGACCAAGACUCCAUUUCCCGGUCGGGUCCGGAUGGCCAAUUGCCAGAAGACGAGUUCUCUUCACCUUGUACAUACUAAGGGAGGAACCAUACAAGACUCUGGUACUGGGAAGUGCCUUGACGUUAGCACGGAUCAUACCAUGGCUGUGUUCAACCAUUGUACAGGGACCUUGGCACAGAAAUGGAGCUUUUCACGGUACUACAACAGAAAAGGGCACGCGCUUCCUUGAGGGUCCGCUGGGGAAGUGUUCACUCGAUUUUUUAAAAACCGUAUCCCAGUCCGACCAAAGAUGUAAUCAUAUUGAUAAUAAUAAU